Messenger RNA from Heterocephalus glaber (naked mole-rat), 5181 nucleotides. It is a transcript of the gene Cgn, whose product is annotated as cingulin. Gene Ontology annotation, cellular component: myosin complex; bicellular tight junction. Gene Ontology annotation, biological process: microtubule cytoskeleton organization. NCBI's taxonomy places the organism in Eukaryota, Metazoa, Chordata, Mammalia, Rodentia, Bathyergidae. Gene Ontology annotation, molecular function: microtubule binding. The record is from RefSeq and is a predicted model, not a curated record.
UCUUCAGAGACUGUUUCCCUACCAGCCUUUCUUACCUGGAGCCUGCCCUUUGCACCCCUCUCCUCUCCUCGUCUCACCGUGGCUUCCAGGCUUCCCAGCCCUUCUACGAGCUCUCAGGAAGGGCCUUGCCAAGUUUCCUUGGCCCAGAACUCCGUGCGGAGGUUGCGCUGUGCCCCAGCCAGCGUCCACCAUGGCCGAGCCCCGCGGCCCCGUAGACCAUGGAGUGCAAAUUCGCUUCAUCACGGAGGCAGAGGGUGGCACCCAGACGGGCACCCUCCGCCGUGGGGGGCGGCGUCCAGCCAAAGACUCCAGGGCCAGUACCUACGGGGUGGCUGUGCGUGUGCAGGGCAUCGCCGGGCAGCCCUUUGUGGUGCUGAACAGCGGAGAGAAAGGCGGGGACUCUUUUGGGGUUCAGAUCAAGGGGGGCAACAACCGAGGGGCCCCUGGAACUCCGAGCUCCGACUCAGAAUUCCCCGAGAACCCCUACUCUCAGGCCAAGGACUUUCCUGCCCCCUCCCAGGGCAGCACAUCAGACGAGGAGCCUGGGGCCUGCUGGCAAGGCAGACUGCUCCGUUCCCAGUCGCAGGCCUCGCUGGCUGGCCCUGUGCCUAUGGGUCUGGGCCACAGGAGCACCAGCUUGCUGGAGCUGCCGCCCCAAGAGCCAGCCCCGGCUAGCACCAUUGACACGGCUCCGUUGUCUUCAGUGGACUCCCUCAUCAACAAGUUUGACAGGCAGGUGGGGGGCCAGGCCCGGGGCCGGACUGGUCGCCGCACCCGGACGCUGCCCCACGAACAGCGCAAGAGGAGCCAGAGCCUGGACAGCCGGCUGCCCCGGGACACCCUGGAGGAGCGGGAGCGCCAGCCCCCCAGCCACUGGGCCCCCAGCACCAAGUAUGACAGCCAUGUGGACAGCUCUACACAGCUGAGCCAGAGCCCUCUCCGAGGCAGCUUUUCCCGAUCCCGGCAGACGCAGGACUGGGUCCUUCAGAGUUUUGAGGAGCUGAGGGAGACAGCACAUGAUCCCGCCCUGCUGCAGUUCAAGUCAACUCCAGACCUUCUUCGAGACCAGCAGGAAGCCGCCCCAGCAGGCAGCACAGACCACGUGAAAGCCACUAUCUGUGGCAUCCUGAGGGAGGGAAGCUCGGAAAGUGAGGCCUCGGUGCGGAGAAAGGUUAGUUUGGUGCUGGAGCAGAUACAGCCUCUUGUGAUGGUUUCUCCUGGUUCUACCAAGUCUCUAGCAGGGCAUGGCGAGCUCACCCAAAAAGUGGAGGAGCUACAGAAAAAGCUGGAUGAAGAGGUAAAGAAGCGACAGAAGCUCGAGUCUGCCCGCAUUGGGCUGGAGCGGCAGCUGGAGGAGAAGGAGGAGGAGUGCAGCCGACUGCAGGAGCUGCUGGAGAGGAGGAAGGGGGAGGCCCAGCAGAGCACCAAGGAGCUGCAGAACACGAAGCUCCUCCUGGAGCAGGAGGAAAGGGUACGGCACGGGCUGGAGACCCAGCUGAUGGAGCUGCAGAACAAGCUGAAACAGGGCCCGGGCUCUGAGCCUGCCAAGGAGGCGCUCCUGAAGGACCUAUUGGAGACCCGGGAGCUUCUAGAAGAGGUCUUGGAGGGGAAACAGCGGGUAGAAGAGCAGCUGAGGCUUCGGGAGCGGGAGUUGACAGCCCUGAAGGGAGCCCUGAAGGAGGAGGUGGCGUCCCGUGACCAGGAGGUGGAGUAUGUCCGGCAGCAGUGCCAGCGGGACAUGGAGCAGCUCCGCCGGAGCAUGCAGGAGGCAAGCCAGGACCAGGCAGCACUGGAGGCCGAGAGGCAGAAGAUGUCUGUGCUGGUACGGGAGCUGCAGAGGGAGCUGGAGGAGACCUCGGAGGAGACAGGCCAUUGGCAGAGCAUGUUCCAGAAGAACAAGGAGGAGCUUCGAGCCACCAAGCAGGAACUCCUACAACUGCGGAUGGAGAAGGAAGAGAUGGAAGAGGAGUUUGGGGAGAAGAUGGAGAUCUUACAAAGGGACUUAGAGCAGGCAGGAGCCGGAGCUAGAGAUACUCGGCAGGUUGAAGAGCUCAAGAAGGAGCUGUGCCAGACGCAGGAGGAGCUAAAGGAGCUGCAGGCCGAGCGGCAGAGCCAGGCGGUGGCUGGCCGACAGCGGGACCAAGAGCUGGAGCAGCAGAAUGUCCAGCUACAGAAGACCGUCCAGCAGCUGAGACUGGACUGUGAAGAGGCCUCCAAGGCCAAGCUGGCAGCCGAGAAAGAGACCUUGGUGCUGGGGCAGCGGUGGGCAGCAGUGGAAACCACACUUCGGGAGACCCAGGAAGAAAAUGACAACUUCCGCCGGCACAUCCUGGGUCUGGAGCAGCAGCUGAAGGAGGCCCGAGGGCUGGCGGAGGGUGGGGAAGCGGUGGAGGCAAGACUUCGGGACAAGGUGCAGCGGCUGGAGGCAGAGAAACAGCGACUUGAGAAGGCGCUGAAUGAGGCGCAGGAGGAGGAGGAGAGCCUGGCAGCUGCCAAGCGGGCCCUGGAGGUCCGGCUGGAUGAGGCCCAGCGGGGACUGGUGCGCCUGGGCCAGGAGCAGCAGGCCCUAAACCGGGCCCUGGAGGAGGAGGGGAAGCAGCGGGAGGUGCUGCGGCGGAGCAAGGCAGAGCUGGAGGAGCAAAAGCGCUUGCUGGACAGGACUGUGGCCCGACUCAACCAGGAGCUGGAGCAGAUCGGGGAUGACUCCAAGCAAGCCCUGCAGCAGCUCCAGACCCAGCUGGAAGAUUAUAAGGAGAAGGCCCGGCGGGAGGUGGCAGAUGCUCAGCGCCAGGCUAAGGAUUGGGCCAGUGAGGCUGAGAAGACCUCGGGUGGGCUGAGCCGCCUUCAGGAUGAGACCCAGAGGCUGCGGCAGGCCCUGCAGGCCUCCCAGGCGGAGCGGGACACCGCCCGGUUGGACAAGGAGCUGCUGGCCCAGCGACUGCAGGGACUGGAGCAAGAGGCAGAGAACAAGAGGCGCUCCCAGGACGAUAGGACCAGGCAGCUGAAGAGCCUGGAGGAAAAGGUCUCGCGGCUGGAGGCUGAGUUAGAUGAAGAGAAGAGCACUGGGGAGCUGCUGACGGAGCGGGUGAAUCGCAGCCGGGACCAGGUGGACCAGCUGAGGGCCGAGCUCAUGCAGGAGAGGUCUGCUCGGCAGGACCUGGAGUGUGACAAAAUCUCCUUGGAGAGACAGAACAAGGACCUGAAGACCCGGCUGGCCAGCUCAGAAGGCUUCCAGAAGCCCAGUGCCAGCCUCUCUCAGCUCGAGUCCCAGAAUCAGUUGUUGCAGGAGCGUCUACAAGCUGAGGAGAGGGAGAAGACAGUUCUGCAGUCCACCAACCGAAAACUGGAGCGCAAAGUUAAAGAACUGUCCAUUCAGAUAGAUGAUGAGCGACAGCAUGUCAACGACCAGAAAGACCAGCUAAGCCUGAGGGUGAAGGCUUUGAAGCGGCGGGUAGAUGAAGCAGAAGAGGAAAUCGAGCGCCUGGAUAGCCUGAGGAAGAAGGCUCAGCGGGAGCUGGAGGAGCAGCAUGAAGUCAACGAACAGCUCCAGGCCCGGAUCAGGUCCCUAGAGAAGGAUGCCUGGCGCAAAGCCUCUCGCUCAGCCGCCGAGUCAGCUCUCAAAAACGAGGGGCUGAGCUCUGACGACGAAGAGUUUGACAGCGUCUAUGACCCCUCAUCCAUCGCCUCGCUGCUUACGGAGAGCAACCUUCAGACCAGCUCCUGCUAGCUCUUGUCCUGAACGUCUGGAAACGGGCUCGAGGCCUAUCCCAGCCAGCCCUGCUCUGCCUUGCAUGCCCUGUCUGCCACGGAUUCCUCUUUCCCAUGGGUGACCCAGUUACUCAGCGCUAAGACAGGCAGGGGUCUGAGUCAUGUGAUGAAGACAGUAGGAAGCUGGAGGAGGGAUGUGGCCUCUCCACUGGAGGAAUGGGUAUUUUAGGCUUACUGAGUCCCCGUAGGUGCUGAUCCCUCUUCCUUCUCCCUGAAAUGAGAUGAAAUGAGUGGAAGGAUGGUCAGUGUACAGACUGAGGGGGGCUGAAAAGGAUCAGGAAGAAGGCUGGGCAUUUAGCUCAGCGGUUCUGGCACCUGCCUCGCAAGUGCAAGGUCCUGAGUUUGAUUACCAGUACCAAAAAAAAAAAAAAGGAUCAGGAAGAAUAGAAAUUGCCAUGUGUAUAAAGCUUUAUUUCUUUAGCUCUUAACUUUGUGGCUCAGGGAAAUACCCAAUGCUGUUCUGCUCCUGGAUUCCUGCAACUUGUUUUCCUCCCACUUUGAAGCAGGGUGUAGAAGUAUUAUGGGUAACAGACACGCAGGCGUGGCUGUACUCAUUUCUCAGAUGCUUCUCUGAACAGUCACGGCGCUCCUGUGAUAGCCCCAUUCCCUUCCAGUUCCUUCAUUUUUGUCUUCUCCAAGCUAAUGGGUCCAGGGGACCCUUCGUCCCUUCCCCUUCCAUCUUUACCAUUUCUACCUUGCCUUUUCCUGUCAGUGCCUUAGCCAGGGUGAGGAGAUAAGGAUGCUCUUCUUGCCUUGAUUCCUGCACAUUCAUACCUCUCCAGAAUCCAGCCUUUCCCCAUGGGGCCCUGGGCCUGCCCCGCUCCCCAGUGACUGGUCAGGGCCCCUGCUGCUCACUGCUGAGGCCCUGGGAGAAGGACUGAUGGCAGGGCUCUGAUACACGGUGGGGCCCUGGUUCUGCUCAGGGUUCCCCCUUCCUUCUCUCCUCUGUGCCUCUGGAUGUGGUUACAGGGUGGCUGCACAAUCCUGACAAUUCCAUACAAGUUACAGAAGCACAAGUCUCGGUCUCCGAGCCCUUCCUGUGGCCUCUCUGGCCAGAUCGGAGCAACUUCAGUAGGCAACCAAGAGAUCCUGGUUUUCUCAGGAGCUGGGCCCUAUUCGGGCUUCACCUGGGGUGAGGAGCUCAUCUUGGUAGAGAUGGGAAGGGCCAAUGGAGAACGUACUUCUCUCCUAGAUUCUGGGGAGAGCCAAGCGCUGGUGGGGAGGAAGUGAGGGGAAUGAUUCACCUCUCUUAUUUCCAAAGCAGGUUAGGGAGAAAGCUGCUCUCACCAAUGACUUGUAAUUUUAUGAUUUUUUUAAAAAAAGAAUCCUAUAUUCUGCAAAUCAGACACUCUCCCAAUGCAAUUCAGCCUCGGUUUUAUUUUAAAUUAAAUAUUAAAAUUAUAUAUGUUUAAA